Aphanomyces astaci is the source of this 303-nucleotide messenger RNA. RefSeq lists its product as hypothetical. Gene Ontology annotation, cellular component: nucleus. The record is from RefSeq and is a predicted model, not a curated record. Gene Ontology annotation, biological process: regulation of DNA-templated transcription. Lineage: Eukaryota; Oomycota; Saprolegniomycetes; Saprolegniales; Verrucalvaceae. Bases 1 to 303 code for a protein of 100 amino acids. Gene Ontology annotation, molecular function: transcription coactivator activity. The transcript is spliced from 2 exons.
AUGGCGACCCCCGCUGCGUACCAGACCCCCGACUCGAAGAAGGAAGAAUUCCGCAAGUACUUGGAGAAGAGCGGCGUGAUUGACUCGUUGACCAAGGUCUUGGUCGGCCUGUACGAAGAAUCGGACAAGCCGCCGAAUGCCGUGGAUUACAUCAAGCGCUUCAUGGGAGCGCCGACGGGAGUCGACGUGGAAGCCAUGCGUUUGGAGAACGAAGAAUUGAAGAAGAAGAACGCCGAGUUGACAAAGGUCAUCGAAGAGCUCAACAAGCGUCUCACAGCAGAAGAAGAAGAGGAAGACGACUAA